Molecule: messenger RNA, 399 nt
Organism: Camelus dromedarius (Arabian camel)
Lineage: Eukaryota; Metazoa; Chordata; Mammalia; Artiodactyla; Camelidae
Product: MORF4 family-associated protein 1
Exons: 1
Coding region: 1-399 (132 amino acids)
Source: RefSeq, a predicted model, not a curated record
AUGCGGCCCUUGGACCUGGAGCAGGUGGAAGCCCCGGAGGAGGUGGAAGUGCUGGAGCCCGAGGAGGACUUCGAGCAGUUCCUGCUCCCGGUCAUCAACGAGAUGCGGGAGGACAUCGCGGCGCUCACGCGGGAGCACGGGAGAGCCUACAUGCGGAACCGGAGCAAGUUGUGGGAGAUGGACAAUAUGCUCAUCCAGAUCAAGACGCAGGUGGAGGCCUCGGAGGAGAGCGCGCUCAAUCAUCUUCAGAAUCCGAACGACGGCGUCGAGGGCAGAGUGACCAAAAGGUGCGAGAAGGCCGAGGAGAAGGCCAAGGAGAUCGCGAAGAUGGCAGAGAUGCUGGUGCAGCUGGUCCGUCGGAUAGAGAAAAGCAGUCGUCCUCAGGAGGGUGGGCGGUAA